This is a messenger RNA of Cyprinus carpio (common carp), 2396 nucleotides long. Its product is annotated as fat storage-inducing transmembrane protein 1. NCBI's taxonomy places the organism in Eukaryota, Metazoa, Chordata, Actinopteri, Cypriniformes, Cyprinidae. Gene Ontology annotation, cellular component: endoplasmic reticulum membrane. Bases 1190 to 2065 code for a protein of 291 amino acids. The record is from RefSeq and is a predicted model, not a curated record. The transcript is spliced from 2 exons. Gene Ontology annotation, biological process: phospholipid biosynthetic process; lipid droplet organization; lipid storage.
AUACCAAAGACACUAUAUUUAGCCUCUUAAUAUGGAGCUAAUAAAAGACAGCAGGGAGAGAGAGCAGACUGGUGUUUGUAAGAGACAGAAAAGAUAAUGUAGUUGGUGCAGACAGUGGAGACCAUAGAAGGACUCGGUGAUUGACAGAGACAGGCAGCACCAACAGCUGAAUCUAAGAAUGGAGAAAGCAGCAGAGAGGAAUGAAGAUACAGUACAAAGGUUAGAGCUAAAUAUGGCUGAAUUGAAAAGCACCCCGGUAACUGUACACAGCAUUUGGUGACAUUUAUACAGCAGUGAACCACUGACAUUUUACGAGCAGUGCUUUCUGCUCAUCCACUGAAAAGAGAACCAAAAUGUGUCAUUAUCUAGAGGUUUAAGAGUUAAUGUAAUUCAUAUUAGCUGUUGUGAACAUUUAUGCACUUGUCAUUUUUGUCCACUUUUUUGAACAGUGAUCAUUUGUUCAAUCAAUGACAAUACAGUUACUUUGUUUUCACGUAGAACUCUCUAAUUGCAACAUGACACCCGCCAACACCAACAUACAGAGGCGACAACAUUUCUUUUUCUGUUCAGAGGGGGUGGGGAGCAUGUGGGCCAUGUGAAAGGUGCAAGAGACCCUCUGUUAGAGCAGUUGUGCUGCUAGAGAAAUGAAAGAGACCCACGGAUACAAAGAACAUGGAAAUCAGGAAUGAACAAGAUUUUCUUUCUCUUGGAUGCAAGGAGUAAACGGAAGUUUUUGGCUGUGAGAACAUAAAGGGGGAGUGCAGAUCCCGGAAAGAUACAGAUCAGAGGAGACAUAGGCCGUGAAAAUCUCUUGAAGGACACAGAGUGUAAGAAAAGGAAACUACUAAGCUAGCACAUGCCAUUUUUAUACCUGGAUUAAAUGCAACAAUAUAUGUGACCGUAAUUACAGAUGAAUAUCUACAACAUACAGUGCCAGAAAAGUGAUUUCAGUGGAUGAGAACACCUUUUUUUCAAUCAGUUAACGGAAAAACACACAUGCAUUGGUCAUUGGACAAGCUUACAUAAAUUGUGAAUUUUUUUUCUCAUUUACAUCAGGACAAUUUUACAACGGCAACACACUGCAGCAGUCACUGAGAAGGUUUUGUUGGAUUCUGAAAGAGACUGGACUUUAACAUCAACCAAUCCAUAUUAUCUGUAAUUUGCUGGUAUACUUAAGGAAACAAUACAAAUGUUUCUAAACUCUAUCCUUGUGGUCAUUACUGACCUGGCAGCUGGACUUCUUGGCAACACAUCAUUUCGACGUCAUUUUCAUUUGUUGCUGUCAUCACUGCUUUUGUUUGGGCCUCUCCUGAGCCUAUGGGUUUCCCAUUAUAGUAUCUUUGCAAAGAGGACUCACUUUCUCUACAGGGUGUUCCUGCGCUCAGGUUGGGGCUGGACCUGCAUCUUUGUUGGCUCUUUUGUCUUCGUCUUGUCUUUCUCAGUUCGUCGCUCUCUCACACUUUCCCUGCGACACCUUUCUCGGUUAGCUGUGGCAGGUGGACUGUGGUUGGGCUUCCGCAAACUGCUUUAUCUGUUGGAAAAUGCCACCGGAAGCUGCUAUGAGCCCCUCAGCUCCACUCUUGAGUUGGCUUCAGGGACCAAUGGAGAUCAGCCUUUACUGCUUUUACGAGAAGGUGAAACAAAGGAGGCCUGUGUCCGCUCUGGCAUGUUGUGGCGUGGCUAUGAAGUAUCUGAAGAUGCCCUCCUACUGUGUUUGUGCUGCCUGCUUCUAGCUGAGGAGACUGCAGUGUUUGGGCCCUACCUGAGCCUGGGUGGACCCUCUGGAGCCCCGCUGCGCAUCCUCUUCCUGUUCUGCGUACUGCUGUUGAGUCUCUGGGUGUUUCUGCUGCUCUGCCUGCUGGCUUACUUCCCCCAGUUUCCUACUCAGCUUUUGGGAGGGGCCCUGGGUUGUUUGAGCUGGAGAGCAUUGUAUCAGGGCUGGUACCGACUUGGACCUAGUUGGUACUGCCCUGGGAGGCCAGGGGUGGGACUUUUGUCUACACAGAGCAAACAGGAAGAGACAUCUGAGACACUGUGUGAAAGUAAUGCUAAAGAGAUCAACUAGAAAAGGCUUGAGCAAUUUGCUUGGUACAAUUUGGACUAACUAUAUAUAGUGGUGCUGCAGUAUAUCAAUGAAAAAAUAUAUAUAUCCGGCCAAAUCUCUACCAAUACAGAAUGAAUGUAUAUCUGAUCAAAAUUGCUGGUCUUUAUACAUUUUAUUAAUGCAUGCUUACUAAAUCCUCUCUCAAAUGAUUAACAUGGGCAAGAAGGUAUACUUCACCUAAAAAAUUUUUUUUUCAAACCUGUAUGACUGUAUUAUAUAGAACAGGGAUAGGCAACUCCGGUCCUGGAGGGCCACUAUCCUGCAGAGUUUAGCUUCAGCCCUCAUAAAAACU